UUAGGGUUAGGGUUAAAGCAAAUUUAAAAUGAAAAAAGCAAAUAAAACGAAGGUAUGGAGAUUAAAUACGCUUUACAUCGCUUAAUCAGCCAAAGGAGUAAAUGUAAACAACUGAAUACUUGUCAGCGAUUGGUUGAAAUUAUCGAAAUAAGACAAUUUUUUACAUGAAAUAAAUUCGAAUACAAAAAUAUUUUUCUGUUCUAUAACACAAAAUAGAUAAGUAUACGAAGUUUGAAAGUCUUUCCGUACCAAAAACACUACGUAAAACAUUAAUGAAAAAUGUGGCCCCCGUUUUAAAAUAAAUCCCAUGGCUUUUAUCCUAAGUCCUGUAGCAUGAAAAACAAGACUGUCUUUAGUUUUACGUACGUUUAUCUGUGGGAUUGAUAAUAAAACGAAGACAAUCCACAGAAAAAUGGACUUUGAUAUCCUGAGUAUGCUGAAGCAAUGUGAAAUAAAGUGCCUUGGGGACACAGUGUGCCAAUGUGUAUCAAACUUACAUCCUUACCCUAACCAUUAGACCAUGCCACUUCACGGGGAAGACAAUUGAGAGCAAAGAAAAAAAGAGAAAAAUAUAAAUAAUUAGAGAAAUGUGAAAGCAAUUCACCUAGAGACACGAUGUUAAAGUUUCAACGCCUUAAUAGAUUCUGACCUAUACAAACACAGACAUUUGAUGGAAGACUGUUAAUGUUGUAUAAUAUUUGCAAUGUUGAAUUAUUCUGUCAAUUCACCAUCCAUCCUCUCUUUCUUACUACAUUCUUUUUCCAUUUCAGAAUAUCACAUCUGAGAUUUUUAUUCCACUUCAUCGAUUAAAAGAAAACGAGAAUAACAUAUCAUGUUGAUGUAAAAGAAAUGUCUUCAUUCAGAUGUGCCUCUGAUAUUUUACUGACAUCAAUUCAGGGAAGGCACGUACUGCAAUACUGUUUAUAUAAAUAAAAUCUUUGAUGAACAAUGGGAAAAUAUUUCUUCUGCACAUUGUAUUUAACAGCAACAUUUUCCAUCUUCACUGUCUGGAAUGUAGAGGAGAUUAUCAAUUAACCGAUUAAUUAAUCUUGGAUUACUUUACAAAAAAGUUAACGGUUUACAUUUCUGUUUUAGAUAUUAAGUAAGAUCACCGAUGAAAGAAAUAUAACAUUAAAUUAUUCUCUGUAAGCAGUGACACAACUGGACACAAACUUUCAUACAAAUGUAAAAACACUAUCAUUGUAAUAUGUAUGACAAUUUAUUCGCUCAUAAUGAAUAAUAUAACAAAACCAAAAGACCCAGAUUCAAGAGAGAAACCAUAUUCCUGUGAUAUCUGUGAUAAAUCGUUUUCUGAAAAUCGUUGUUUAACCAGUCACAAACGUAUUCAUAGUGGAAAGAAGCCAUAUCAUUGUGAUAUCUGUGGUAAAUCAUUCUCUAGAAGUAAUCACUUGACUAUUCACAGACGUAUUCAUACUGGGAAAAAAUCAUAUCAGUGUGAUAUCUGUGGUGAAUCAUUUUCUGAAGGUGGUAAAUUGAAAAGGCAUAAACGUAUUCAUACAGGUGAGAAGCCAUAUCAUUGUGAUAUCUGUGGUACAUCAUUCUCUACAAAUGGUCAGUUGACUAGUCACAAAUGUACACAUACAGAAGAGAAGCCAUUUCAUUGUAAUAUCUGUGGUAACUCAUUCUCUAGAAAGAGUUACUUGACUAUUCACAUACGUAUUCAUACUGGGGAAAAACCAUAUCAUUGUGAUAUCUGUGGUAAAUCAUUUUCUGAGAAUAGCACUUUAACUCGUCACAAAUAUAUUCAUACUGGGGAAAAACCAUACAAAUCAUUUUCUCGAAGUGAUAACUUACCUAAACACAAAAGUACUCACACAGGUGAGAAUCCAUUUUAUUGUAAUAUCUGUGGUAAGCAAUUUUCUCGAAAUGGUGACUUGACUAAACACAAACGUACACAUACAGGAGAGAAGCCAUAUCAUUGUGAUAUCUGUGGUAAAUCAUUUUCUGAAAGUAGCACUUUAACUUGUCACAAACGUAUUCAUACAGGAGAGAAGCCAUAUCAUUGUAAUAUCUGCGGUAAAUCAUUCUCUACAAAUAGCUAUUUGAUUAGUCACAAACGUAUUCAUACUGAUGAAAAACCAUAUCGGUGUGAUAUUUGUGGUAAAUCAUUUUCACACAACAGUAAUUUAAAUAAUCACAAACGUAUUCACACAGGAGAGAAGCCAUAUCGUUGUAAUAUCUGUGGUAAAUUAUUCUCUAGAAAUAGUCAUUUGACUAGUCAUGAACGUAUUCAUACUGGUGAAAAACCCUAUCAGUGUGAUAUCUGUGGUGAAUCAUUCUUACGAAAAGGCCUUUUAAACACACAUGUUAGCAUUCAUACACAAGUCUGACCAAGUCAAUAUCAAAAUUUAUUACAACAGAACCACAAUUAUGAAUAUUUUGUCUGCUGAAAAACAGGCUUUAUUCCUCUACAAGCUUCAUGUUAUCAAUGUAUGAAAUUAAUAAAUAUCAACUUCAAUAUCAUGUAUAUAUAUAUAUAUAUAAAUGAAGAGGAUUGUGCUGGAUUUUUGAGGAGUUUGUUAUGAGAGAAUACAGGAAUAAUGAAUAAAAGAUCUAAGCGACAUUGA
Molecule: messenger RNA, 2588 nt
Organism: Octopus bimaculoides (California two-spot octopus)
Lineage: Eukaryota; Metazoa; Mollusca; Cephalopoda; Octopoda; Octopodidae
Biological process (GO): regulation of transcription by RNA polymerase II
Molecular function (GO): DNA-binding transcription factor activity; RNA polymerase II cis-regulatory region sequence-specific DNA binding
Source: RefSeq, a predicted model, not a curated record